CUCAUCCUUCCUUGCUGCAGGGAGGAGCGUUGGAGCAUCCGUCUGACUGCAUUCAAGAAGAAAACGGGCAUACACAGCACUUUCUUGACUUUCUGUUGCUUAUGUUCACAACCUUUAUCCGGUACAUCUACUAAUACAAAAGGUUUUCAACGCGGAGCGUCCUACAGAUGUAUAUCUGAAGAACGACGCGGGGUUUCCUGUUGCAUAAAGUCUGGUCAUUUAUUUCCUGCGCCAAAAAUUGUGAAGACAUGGUCAAUACAACAAAAUCUUGAUGAGAGGAGCCUGAUCCGGGUGGGGGGGGGAAGCGCGCUACUCAUCAGCCUCAGAUAAUGCUCCUUGCCCACGCCGCCCGGAGCCGCAGCUGAGGAAGGAACAGACAGUCUAGUCGGGGAGCCCCGUGGGGAGGGCAGCCAUGUCCCACCACCAACACAGGAACCCCAGCCAGGCGAGCCACCGCGCCACCAGCACCGAGGAGAGGUGCUCCACGCCCCUCCAGCAGCACCACCACAAGACGUCCACGCCCACGCACAAGAGCGCCUCGUCCUCCUCCUCAUCCCAGCGCGACGGACGCCAGGAGGCAGACAGCUGGGAAAUCAUUGAGGGGCUGAAAAUCGGCCAGAGCAGCGUCCAGAGGCCAGAUAAACAUGAGGGCUUCAUGCUGAAGAAGAGAAAAUGGCCACUCAAAGGUUGGCACAAGCGGUUUUUUGUCUUGGAUAAUGGGAUGUUGAAGUACUCCAAGUCGCCCAUUGAUAUUCAGAAAGGCAAGCUGCAUGGUUGCAUUGAUGUGGGACUCUCAGUCAUGUCCAUCAAGAAGAGGGCCCGCCGCAUCGACUUGGACACAGAGGAGCAUAUCUACCAUCUCAAGGUCAAGUCUCCAGACAUCUUCGAUGCCUGGGUGAUCAAACUGCGACACCAUCGUCUCUACCGGCAGAACGAGAUUGUCCGCUCCCCCCGAGACGCCACCAUAAGGACAUUUCCACCGCCUGCCAGCGCUGAGUCCCCCAUACCUCACCCACACCCCCACCCCCAGCCAGCCCCCUCCCCCGCUGCAGGACAACAUGACGUAAAGGUGGGCCUCUCUUCCCUGGCGGUUAGCUCGGCACAGUUGUUCUCUGCUGUGCAGCCCAACCCCACACUCCUCCCACCGUGGCAGUCCUCCCCCGUUCCCAGCAGCAGCAGCCUGCCGGCCUCCUACAGUAACGGACAGAGCAAGGUGGCCGCAUGGCUCCAGGAGUCAGAGGAGAUGGACAAGUGCACAGAAGAGCUCGCCCGCUGCCAGUCCAGUCUGAUUGAGCUGAGCAAGUUACUCCAGAGCCUGGAGAUCUUACAAAGGACCCAGUCAGCGCCCAAUUUCACUGACAUCCAGAGCAAUUGUGUAAAUAUGACAAAGAAAGACAAGCGCAUGAACAGAAGAUGGAGAACAAAAAGUGUCGGCAAAGAUGCCAAAUUACAACUUCAGGUCCCCUCUCUCCCUGUGAGCACCAGUAUGUCCCCAGUCCGUCUGCACUCCUCCAACCCGAACCUGUGCGCUGAGCUGGUGGACUUCCAGACCCCCGCCUCCCACCCCACCCCUGACAGCAUGGAGUGCAGCGGAGACUACAUCAAACUACAGGAGGACUUCUGCCUCAUCGCUCAGAAAGUACACUCUCUGCUGAAGUCAGCAUUCAACACGGUGGCUAUCGAGAAGGAGAAGAUCAAAACGGUUCUGUCCGACCAGGAGCAGUCAUCGGGCCAGUCUGCCCAGCUCGUCAACCUCAGGAAGUCUUUGUCACAGGCCCUGUCCCAGAAUGCAGAGCUUAAAACUCGGCUGGGCCGGAUCCACUCUGAGUCAGUCCUGUCUGAACAAACAGUCAGCGUGAACAUCAUCACCAGCCCUGACGAGGCUGGUGAGGAAAUGGCGAUCCCUCUGACUCAGCAGCCGUCCAAUGAGAGCAGGCUGUCAAUGUCCGAGUCUGUUUCGGAGUUCUUCGACGCCCACGAGGUCCUCCUGUCCGCCAGCUCGUCUGAGAACGAGGCCUCGGACGAUGAGUCGUACGUCAGCGAUGUGAGCGAUAACAUUUCCGAGGACAACGCCAGCGUGACCGAUAACGUCUCCAGACAGAUGCCGAACGGAGACCUGGCUGGAAGUGCCUUCCGUAACGGGCGGCGGCCGUGUCUCCCUGCGCCCUCGCCGGACUGCAGCAACAUCAACCUGUGGAACAUCCUGAGGAACAACAUCGGGAAGGACCUGUCCAAGGUGUCCAUGCCCGUGGAGCUCAACGAGCCGCUUAACACCCUGCAGCACAUGUGUGAGGAGCUGGAGUACACCGAGCUACUGGACAGGGCUGCCGACACCCAGGACCCCUACGAACGCAUGGCCAUCAUGGCGGCGUUCGUCAUCUCAGGAUACUCCUCCACAUACUACAGAGCGGGAAGCAAGCCCUUCAACCCCCUGCUGGGAGAGACGUACGAAUGCAUCCGCGAGGACAAGGGCAUGUGUUUUAUCGCUGAGCAGGUGAGCCACCAUCCACCCAUCUCAGCUUGUCACGCUGAUUCUAACAAAUUCACCUUCUGGCAAGAUGUCAGAUGGAAAAACAAAUUCUGGGGAAAAUCCAUGGAAAUCCUCCCAAUUGGGACCGUUAAUGUUACGCUUCCUAGCUUCGGUGAUCACUACGAAUGGAACAAAGUCACCACCUGCGUUCACAACAUCCUGAGUGGGAGAAGGUGGAUUGAACACUACGGGGAGAUCACCAUUAGAAACACCAAGAGCAGUGCCUGCAUCUGCAAGCUCACCUUUGUCAAGGGAAAUUACUGGAGCUCUAAUGUCAACGAAGUUCAAGGGUUUGUAAUGGACCAAGAGGGGAAGGUAGUGCAUCGGCUGUUCGGCAAAUGGCAUGAGGGCCUUUUCUGUGGAGUCCCGCCCUCUGCCAAGUGCAUCUGGAGGCCAGGGUCUAUGCCCACAGACUAUGAGCUGUACUACGGCUUCACGAGGUUCGCGAUUGAGCUCAAUGAGCUUUGCCCUGAGAUGCAAGAUCUGCUGCCGCCCACAGAUGCCCGCUUCAGACCCGAUCAAAGGUACCUGGAGGAAGGAAACGUUGAGAUGGCUGCCUCAGAGAAGCAGCGCAUCGAGGACCUGCAGCGAGCUAGAAGGAAGUGGCAGGAGGAGAACGACAUCAGGCAUGAGCCGCGCUUCUUCAAGAAAGUGGUUGAUGCCAAUCAAAGGGAGCGAUGGGUCACUAACAACACCUACUGGGAGCUUCGAAAAUCCCCGGGCUUCAUCAACAUGGAAAACCCUAGCCUCUGGUAGCAUAUGGGUGACUAAACACACCAUAUCGUCAUGCCUGACUGAGGCUUUAACCUAUGCACAAUAAGGUUGUGAAAUGAACGUCUCCUUGACAAGAGGACAGUGUGGAAGGACACGGGACACUGCAGAGCGGAGAGAUAAGUCGUGGACCUACCGUUACACACAGCGACCGGGCCAUUACCCAGCCAUCCCCUGGGUACCUACAUCCCCUUGGUACCUACUCAUCGAGCUUACUGCAGAGGCUGGGUUGUCAGGGCAACAAUCUCACCACGUAGAUCUAUCCUAAGCCGUCUUUACUCACCGAGUACGUCCUUGCCUUAAAAAGUCGCCUAUCCAACACCACACAUUUUAAAGCUUGUGGAUCCCGGCUGAGUUUGGAAAGCAGUUUGAUUUAGAGUAGUGUUUGGAAUAGGCCUUUGGUUACUUGCUGCUGUAUCUAUCAUGCAUGUUUAGAGUGCGGCUUUCAUUGGCAUUACGUUAUAGAGUGUAACAUUUGUUGUAAAAACAAAACAAACAAAAAAAGUCUGAUAUUUUUGUAAAAUAUCUUCACCUUAUAAUAGAAUUUAGUGAAAAUGUUACUAUUAUACUAUAUUGAAAGAUUGCUGUUAUUUAUUUUUCAAUUAGCCUUUUGCAUUAGUUAAAUCUGUGUCAUAGCUGUAUUCUCUUGGGACACAUUUGUUUUAAAAGUUCAUUUGUUUUGAUCAAAGGUAUUGGUGAAAGACAUUUAUGUAUGCUGAGAUAUCUCCUCAGCAACUCCCAAAGACAAACCCCUUGAGUUGAGACUUUUAGAAUCCAGGUUUGUUUGGAUGGGGUGGGGUCUUAGGACACAGGCAUGACAGCUGAUCAAUAGCAACAACGUGAGAAACCACUUCCUUUUUCAGCCUUCAGGUGGCAGACAACCAAGGUCACUCAUCACAGCUGUUAUUUCAAGCCACAAGACAAAACUUUCUUGUACAUAACUUUUUCAUGUCAAACAAUUCUGCUGUCCCUUCUACGGCUCAGAUUCCAUCUAGAUUUGAUAGUUUUAAGUUAAAAGAAAAGUAAAAAGUAUUAAUUAAUAUAAUUCUAAUGUUCUUUUAUUUCCUGUAAUACAAUAUAAAUGUUUUGUUGGCCAGAGUGUAGAAUAUGAGUGCUGAAUCCCAGCCUGCAGUCUAACUAUAAGAACAUGUGUAAUACCAGGAUGUCUCAUGGUGGUCUGAAGACAUUCCUACCAGGAAAGUCUGGCCCUGUGCCCUAGUCUUCUGAGGAACCUAUUUAAAACCUGGCCACUUGCUUGGAGACAUGGUUCCAGACCUGGUUCCUCUUUCAGUCCAUAUAAAGUGUCCGGGCAAGUGUAACCCUGUUGAAUCUAUUGAAUUCAUGCUGGUCUUGCGUUAUUUUUUCGUGUUAUUUUCAAAACAAGCACCUCUGUGAAAGUGAAGCGGUCCUCCGGUCCUGUGGUAGUUUAGAGGUUAGUGUGUCCUGGAAGUGGACCCCACAUGACUCAUGACCAUUAGAGCGUCACAACUACACCAGACUGACCACCCCCACGUGAAACAUUAGUACAUUAAAAUGACAACAUGAAUGCAUAUGUAUGUGGUAAUCUGUUGUGUAUAGAGGCCAAGGGCUUGAGUUAGUCAAACAUCAACUUAUGUUUGCUUUUGUAAAUCCCUUAACAUGGCAUUGUGUUCAAGCCAAAGACAAUAAUUUUGAUUAUGGAAAUAGAACCUAAUUCGGGUUUUGGGGUUUUAAUUAUUUAGUAUCCACACAGGUACAGAAAUAUAUUAUGAAUAUAGCAUUGAAACAAGUUUUGAGGUCCUAGACAACGAUGUUGUCCUUAGCUCUGCACCAGUACAAUUUGAAAGUUUAGAUUAUUACUGCCAAACAUAUCAGUUUUAAUAUAUAUUGUAUGUCCCCUGUCAUCAAGAAUUUAUGUAGAAGUCAAUACAUAAUGUGUUUGAUUACCACAGAAUAUGUUCAGUGAGCAACAACAUUAUUCAUUGGGAGUAUAUUUAUUUGUUCUUUAAAUUGUUUUGUCUAGAGUGAAGCUGGAAAUUUAAAAUGACAAAGUGGCUAUACUGUACAUUAGAAUGUAGAAUGGAAACAUUCAAUUGUGAAGUCUAAUUAUUAUUGUGAGUGUACUGUCCAGUACUGCAGAGUAGAUACAAAAGAUGAUAGAUAUGAGUACAGUAUCAUAUUGUAACUAUGUAUUCAGAAAUCAAUCCCAAUCCUUUCUGUGCCUUAAUGCAUUUUUAUUAACGCCUCACCCAAUAUUGAUAGGAAACCCCAUACAAGCCACAUAAGGAAAACCAUUUGAAAUCAAAUAAUUCACUUUCAUCACAGAAUAUUGUUCUCCACAUCCUGUUAUGGAAAUGAAAAGGACAAAUGUCACCACAGAAGGAAGUCUGAAAUAAGAUGGAGGUUACGAUCAGAGAAUGGUCACACAUGAUUGACAAUUCCCAUGAAUAAUCUAGAAAUAUUUAGUUCUGUGCUGUCAGCAGUCAUCGCCACUAGUCCACUCGUGUUCACUGUCAUGGUCAGCACACCGUCAACCAUGCACACCAUUGAAGUGCACAGUACAGGUUAACAGUAGCAUGUUCCCAUGUCCUCUUUUGGACUGGACGGACGCAAAGACUUUACCAUGAACUAACACAAGACUUUGUUGACCAGGAUAUUUGAGGAGGACCAUCUGUGAUGUUCUAGUUCUAGAUGAAUACAUUUGUUUUUGGAACAGACCUGUAGAAAACCACCAAAACCAUCCUCUGAACAGUUUAACCUCCCGAGUAGUUAAUCGGUUACAAUGUUAUAUCUGCAUGUUUUAAAUGACAUAGCCUGCCAAUGAAUGUUGCAAAUGCCUUACGAAAGAUUUAAUUUUCUCAAUUGGGCUUUUUCUUUGAGUUUCGGACUGACAGGUACCACUGUGUCAGAGGAGUUCUUCAAAUCCAUUUUCUAAUGGGUUCCUUCUAAAGUGCAAUUGUUUAAGUACAUAUCUUUCCAUGGACACGACACAGCUGCUCUAUAGUGCUUGUUCUAAUAAAAAAGAAUCAAACUGAA
Esox lucius (northern pike) is the source of this 6316-nucleotide messenger RNA. It is a transcript of the gene osbpl6, whose product is annotated as oxysterol binding protein-like 6. Bases 413 to 3286 code for a protein of 957 amino acids. The transcript is spliced from 23 exons. Gene Ontology annotation, cellular component: perinuclear endoplasmic reticulum; cytosol; plasma membrane. NCBI's taxonomy places the organism in Eukaryota, Metazoa, Chordata, Actinopteri, Esociformes, Esocidae. Gene Ontology annotation, molecular function: cholesterol binding. The record is from RefSeq and is a predicted model, not a curated record.